Chrysoperla carnea is the source of this 1290-nucleotide messenger RNA. Its product is annotated as odorant receptor Or1-like. Gene Ontology annotation, biological process: detection of chemical stimulus involved in sensory perception of smell; sensory perception of smell. NCBI's taxonomy places the organism in Eukaryota, Metazoa, Arthropoda, Insecta, Neuroptera, Chrysopidae. The record is from RefSeq and is a predicted model, not a curated record. The transcript has 7 exons. Gene Ontology annotation, cellular component: plasma membrane. Bases 1 to 1290 code for a protein of 429 amino acids. Gene Ontology annotation, molecular function: olfactory receptor activity; odorant binding.
AUGAAUUCUAUACUAAGACCAAAAGAUUCUCUAUCGUUUAAUAUAAAAAUAUUACGAUUUUUUGGAGAAUGGUCUCCAGAUAAAGUUAACCAUUCGUUUACGAAAAGGUUCUUGUAUUUAGUAUGGUCAUGCAUAAUACUAACUAUGUCACAUCUUAGUUAUUAUCCUGGCGAGUUUUUAAAUAUUGUAUAUAACUGGAAUCACAUGGAAGAAGUAAGUGGAACAUGUUUAUUUCUUUUCACUCGUAUUGCAUGCGGUUUUAAAAUUAUUGCAUUUGUAUUUAAUCGUAAAAAAGUUGUUACACUAAUGAAUAUAUUAGAAUCAAAACAAUUUCAACCAAUCAAUACAGAACAAAAAAUAAUUUUGAAACGCAUGAUGACAGAAAUUAAAUUCAUCUCAACUGUAUUUGUUACAAUGGGAGUCCUAACUGUAAUACUUCGAGCAAUAUUUCCUGAGAUUGAUAGCACAACAAGAGGUCAACGAAUUUUGCCUCUAAAUCAUUGGGAACCAAUGAACACAACACAAACACCAUACUUUCAAAUUUCGUAUUUAUACCAAAUACUCAUAUAUUUAUCGACGGCCACAAAUAAUAUUGCAAUGGAUACUUUUAUUUCUGGAAUGAUGGCACAUGGUGUAGUCCAAAUUGAAAUGUUGCAGAAUUCACUUGAAACUAUCAUGGAUAGAACUUUAAAUGUAAGCAAAAAAGAGAACGAGAAAAAUGAAAUUUCAAUUGAUAAGAGAGGAACAAAGUUAGAUAUAAAUAAAGUCUUUUUUAAUCUAUCAAGCACUGAAAAAGAAAGUUUCAAUAAAAGACUGGACAACAAUUUACGAAAAUGUAUUUCACAUCAUGAGCAAAUACUCAGGUUUACCAAAGGAGUUGAAUCAUUAUUCAAUUUGGGAAUCUUUGUUCAAAUUGCCGCAAGUGUUAUUGUGAUUUGUAUGACCACUUUUCAGAUCAGUCUAAUGUCAACAUCCAGUCUGCAGUUUCAAUCGACUUCAUUAUAUUUAACUUGCAUUUUAAUAGAAAUAUUUCUAUUUUGUUGGUAUGGUGAGGGCUUAAUCGUAAACAGUUUGGAAUUACCAAAUUCUUUGUAUAUGUCAAAGUGGUAUAAAUUUGAACUAGAAAAAUCAUACAAGAAAAAAAUGAUUCUAUUUAUGAUGAGAACAUUAAAGCCAAUUACAUUUAAACCAGGAUCUUUUUUUAUUUUAUCUGUGCAAAUGUUUACAUCGAUAUUAAGAUCUUCAUACACGUAUUAUGCCGUAUUAAAGCAGGUUCAUAACGAAGAGUAA